GGAACAGCAAUCGAAGACAACAUUGAGAUUGAGAAAUACGCGUACUGCAUUCUCAAUAGCGUUACAGUUGUUUUUUUCAUGGCUGCUUUGUAUUGCUGCGAAAAUUUCCGCGUUUGUCCCGUUUGAUUUUAAAAAUGGGUGUUGUUGACAGGGCAGUUGCUACGUGGCACACAGUAGUCACUGCCCUGUCCUUGUGUGUCACCUGCAAGCGGUGGGCUGGCGAGCCGAAACUCAACAUAACAGUUCAUGAGGGGAACGUUGGACGCCAGAACCAGGGGAGGUAUUUGGUAACAGUUCGCCACGGCCAACUGAGGCACCAGACGGAAACAAAGAGAUCUGACGCUCUGAUAUGGGAGCAAGAUGUGAACUUCUCCCAUUGGACGCCUGAAUACCCGCUGAUCCUGAAAGUGCGUAAGGCGAAGCGGUGCAAAGACACGACCAUCGCUGAGUUACCCAUCGAUGUUGCAGCCGCACUACAGUCCGCGGACGGCUUACCAAACCGCCGUUGGUACAGCAUAAAGAGAGAGGACAAGAGCGGUCGUCCAAAGGAAGAUGUGUCACUACAAGUGACGAUUACUGUCGAUGGUUGGGAGGUGAAAAGUGACUCUAAACAGGACCUUGCGAAGCCUACGAAGCAGACUGCUAAUGACUCCCGGGAAGGAGAGACGGGAAGGUCAGGCAGCAGCCACCGCACGGACAUCUCACCACCAUCGGUGGAAGCGGAGGUUCCUCAAGUACCCACUGAUGUAGACCGCACGAGCCACAGUGACUCGAGCCCCGGACGGGGUGAAGCUGAAUACGCAACCUCCAAGAAGGCCGCGGGAGCUGGUGAGACCUCAUCGCCCCAGGACAGGGGCGCCGCCGGGUCCGCCGGAGCUGGUGAGACCUCAUCGCGCCAGGACAGGGGCGCCGCCGGGUCCGCCGAAACUGUUGAGACCUCAUCGCGCCAGGACAAAGUCGCCGACGGGUCCGCCGGAGCUGGUGAGACCUCAUCGCGCCAGGACAGGGGCGCCGCCGGGUCCGCCGGAGCUGGUGAGACCUCAUUCCGCACGGACACCUCACCACCAUCAGUGGAAGCGGAGGUCCCUCAAGUACCCACUGAUGUAGACCGCACGAGCCACAGUGACUCGAGCCCCGGACGGGGUGAAGCUGAAUACGCAACCUCCAAGGAGGCCGCGGGAGCUGGUGAGGCCUCAUCGCCCCAGGACAGGGGCGCCGCCGGGUCCGCCGGAGCUGGUGAGACCUCAUCGCGCCAGAACAGGGGCGCCGCCGGGUCCGCCGGAGCUAGUAAGACCUCAUCGCGCCAGGACAGGGGCGCCGCCGGGUCCGCCGGAGCUGGUGAGACCUCAUCGCGCCAGGACAGGCGCGCCGCCGGGUCCGCCGGAGCUGGUGAGACCUCAUCGCGCCAGGACAGGGGCGCCGCCGGGUCCGCCGGAGCUGGUGAGACCUCAUCGCGCCAGGACAGGGGCGCCGACGGGUCCGCCGGAGCUGGUGAGACCUCAUCGCGCCAGGACAGGGGCGCCGACGGGUCCGCCGGAGCUGGUGAGACCUCAUCGCGCCAGGACAGGGGCGCCGACGGGUCCGCCGGAGCUGGUGAGACCUCAUCGCGCCAGGACAGGGGCGCCGCCGGGUCCGCCGGAGCUGGUGAGACCUCAUCGCACCAGGACAGGGGCGCCGCCGGGUCCGCCGGAGCUGGUGAGACCUCAUUCCGCACGGACACCUCACCACCAUCAGUGGAAGCGGAGGUUCUUCAAGUACCCACUGAUGUAGACCGCACGAGCCACAGUGACUCGAGCCCCGGACGGGGUGAAGCUGAAUACGCAACCUCCAAGGAGGCCGCGGGAGCUGGUGAUACCUCAUCGCCCCAGGACAGGGGCGCCGACGGGUCCGCCGGAGCUGGUGAGACCUCAACGCGCCAGGACAGGGGCGCCGCCGGGUCCGCCGAAACUGGUGAGACCUCAUCGCGCCAGGACAAAGGCGCCGACGGGUCCGCCGGAGCUGGUGAGACCUCAUCGCGCCAGGACAAAGGCGCCGCCGGGUCCGCCAGAGCUGGUGAGACCUCAUCGCGCCAGGACAGGGGCGCCGCCGGGUCCGCCGGAGCUGGUGAGACCUCAUUCCGCACGGACACCUCACCACCAUCAGUGGAAGCGGAGGUCCCUCAAGUACCCACUGAUGUAGACCGCACGAGCCACAGUGACUCGAGCCCCGGACGGGGUGAAGCUGAAUACGCAACCUCCAAGGAGGCCGCGGGAGCUGGUGAUACCUCAUCGCCCCAGGACAGGGGCGCCGACGGGUCCGCCGGAGCUGGUGAGACCUCAACGCGCCAGGACAGGGGCGCCGCCGGGUCCGCCGAAACUGGUGAGACCUCAUCGCGCCAGGACAAAGGCGCCGACGGGUCCGCCGGAGCUGGUGAGACCUCAUCGCGCCAGGACAAAGGCGCCGCCGGGUCCGCCAGAGCUGGUGAGACCUCAUCGCGCCAGGACAGGGGCGCCGCCGGGUCCGCCGGAGCUGGUGAGACCUCAUUCCGCACGGACACCUCACCACCAUCAGUGGAAGCGGAGGUCCCUCAAGUACCCACUGAUGUAGACCGCACGAGCCACAGUGACUCGAGCCCCGGACGGGGUGAAGCUGAGUACGCAGCCUCGAAGGAGGCCGCAGGAGCUGGCGAGACCUCAUUGUGCCAGGACGAGGGCGCCGACAGGUCCGCCGGAGCUGGCGAGAUCCCAUCCCGCCAGCACGCGGGCGCCGACAGGUCCGCCGGAGCUGGUGAGACCCCAUCCCGCCAGCACGCGGGCGCCGACAGGUCCGCUGGAGCUGGUGAGACCCCAUCCCGCCAGCACGCGGGCGCCGACAGGUCCGCCGGAGCUGGUGAGACCCCAUCCCGCCAGCACGCGGGCGCCGACAGGUCCGCCAGAGCUGGUGAGACCCCAUCCCGCCAGCACGCGGGCGCCGACAGGUCCGCCGGAGCUGGUGAGACCCCAUCCCGCCAGCACGCGGGCGCCGACAGGUCCGCCGGAGCUGGUGAGACCCCAUCCCGCCAGCACGCGGGCGCCGAUAGGUCUGCCGGAGCUGGUGAGACCCCAUCCCGCCAGCACGCGGGCACCGACAGGUCCGCCGGAGCUGGUGAGACCUCUUCAUGCACAGAUAGACGGGGAGCAAGACUGUACAAUUCCAGUCAGUUGAGGAUCUGUGGGAUGAGCUCCUCGCCUAUGCUGCAUCUCUCCAAUCCAAGCUGCUGCACGUUUUGGAAUGCCAGGUUGUCAAGAAGGUGGCUGCGUACGUGCCCGAGUGCAUGUGUUACAACUUACAGGACAACUUGCAACGUUCCCGAGAAGAUGGCUCAGUCGAACCACAGAGCUUUCUAACCUCCUUGGUCCAAUUUACUUUCCAUAAAUGUAACUGCUGUUAACACCACAUGGAGUUAUCUAUUCAAACAAGAGUCAAAUAUAAAUCCUUCAAUGAAAAUGUCCAGUUUAAUCCCAGUUUAAUCCAAUUUGUCCUGUUUUAACAUCAUUUCCUUGUCAGCAAAUACGAUACAACACGGGUCAAAUCAAAGUUGGAAAGACAGGAGUUUCAGAACUAUAAUAACAUCUAUAUCUCAGAGUUCAACAUGUUACUGAAUGCAUUGUGUGGUGUUUCAUGUCAAUUGAAAAAUACAUGCUUUCCUUUGUAUCAUAGCAUUACCACUUUUUCAAUGAUUAUAGCUAGCAUAACUACCUUUCCAGAACUCCUAGUGGAAGUGAAAAAACAACUGAACAAAAUGAACAUGUUCUAUACAAGUAUACUUAAACCCCAAAA
Molecule: messenger RNA, 3798 nt
Organism: Branchiostoma floridae (Florida lancelet)
Lineage: Eukaryota; Metazoa; Chordata; Leptocardii; Amphioxiformes; Branchiostomatidae
Exons: 7
Coding region: 135-3365 (1076 amino acids)
Source: RefSeq, a predicted model, not a curated record